AUGUCUCCAAGGAACACCAGCGACUCUGAUCGUGUCUCUAUCUCACAGUCCAUGCAUACCUCCAUGGUUUCAGGAAUCUCAAAUAUGGCCUCGAGAUCAAUCCAGGAUGAUGAAAUUUCGAGCCAUGACAGCUCCUCGUUGUGCUCAAGUAUCCGUACAGCCCAUGGAAAUCCACAGGACAUGAAAGACUGGACACUAAACCGCCAAGACUCCCUUGACCAGGCCAUGUCAAAAUCAGACUCAUCCGAGGUUCACAUGCUUUCUUUCUCUCUAUCACAGCAGCUGAUGACCCCCACGGUCGGACCAAAUGAUAUUAUGUACCCAGGCAUGGACUUCCCAGCAGUCCCUGACAUGGACCAUGAAAUGACCCGGGAUCUUUAUAACUCCUUCCUGGAUUUCUCUUCUGUUGAAAAUGAUGUCUGUGUCGGAAACGGCACCCCAGAUGAUGCUCUUUCCAUCGGGCACAGCUCUCACAGUACCGAGGACGGCCACUAUAUCACAGGCCCAGAGUGGACCCCAAUGAUGCAUGAUACCCAUUACCCAGGAACCACCAUGGAAUACGCGUCAGGUCUUUACCAGACCGCCCCGGUCUCCCCACCACUGACCGACGCUAGCAAUGAUAUUUCUUGCUCACACGCGGGAUACUCUUCAUUCAUGGCCCCCGAUGAUGCACUCCUCGGAGAUUUCACCACAUCGCCCAUUGGAACGACCCAUGGACUCAACCCUGCGGAGCCCUUGUUCCCCAGCUCCUCUAUCAACGACAGAGAUCCCCACAGGACCAUCAGACCCUCAAAGCCAUCCCGACGUUCGGCGUUGUCAUCUGUUUCCCAGCAACAAAUCAAGACUGAGCCCGAUUUCUUCCCUACCCUCCCAGUGAGAGAGCCAGCCCGCCCAAGAUCCAAGGAAGGUGUUGAGGCUCGCAACCCGCGAGAGCACCAGUAUUAUUCCAUGUCCACCCACAGCGAUGGAAAAUACUACUGCCCAUUUGCCACUGGAGAGAAACCCUGCAGCCACCCACCCACCACGCAAAAAUGCGCUUACCACAAGUACUUGGAUUCCCAUCUGAAGCCAUACCGCUGCAAGGUCCCCGCCUGCAUCGAUGCCCAGCUGCGCUUCUCUUCCAACGCCUGUCUGUUCCGCCACGAGCGCGAGGCUCACGGACUACAUGGCCAUGGAGAUAACCCCCACCUCUGCCUGUGGGAGGGCUGUGAACGCGCCGUUCCAGGAAAUGGAUUCCCACGGAGAUGGAACCUUUACGACCACAUGCGUCGCGUGCACGACUAUGCCACUUCCGAGCGCCACAGCUCGCCCGAGACCUCGCCCGGUGCUGGUCAGAUCAAGAAGAAGGAACCCACUGGCCGCAAGAGAAGAGUCACCGGUGCCACCCCGGCGCCCACCAUGAAGCGCACUCGGUCCGUCAACUCCCAGGCUAGCUCCAUCAAGGCCAGCCAAGCUUCCGCUAGCCUCAGCCAGCACCUCCAGAACGCCGAGCAGAACUUCUUCAAGUGCCGCUCGCGUCUGCUCGAGGAGCUGAGUGCCAUUUCCCCUAAGGAUACCAUUAUGCACGAGAAGGUCAAUGCCGGUUUCCAGGAACUGUUCACUUUGGGCUUGAACUACCGCCAGAUUGAGGCCAGCCAGGCUGUUUCCCACAUGCCCAAUGGAUUGCCUUGA
This is a messenger RNA of Penicillium roqueforti, 1671 nucleotides long. RefSeq names its product putative C2H2 finger domain protein. Lineage: Eukaryota; Fungi; Ascomycota; Eurotiomycetes; Eurotiales; Aspergillaceae. The transcript is spliced from 3 exons. The coding region runs from base 1 to 1671 and encodes 556 amino acids. The record is from RefSeq and is a predicted model, not a curated record.